GGCCCGCCCCCUCGGGCGGGAAGGGGGAAGCGCCGAGGCUGCCUGAUUGGAAUGAGGGUAGCUGCUGCGACUGCGGCGGCGGGAGCGGGGCCGGCCAUGGCGGUGUGGACGCGGGCCACCAAAGCGGGACUGGUAGAGCUGCUCCUGAGGGAGCGCUGGGUCCGGGUAGUGGCCGAGCUGAGCGGGGAGAGCCUGAGUCUGACGGGCGACGCAGCGACGGCUGAGCCCGAGCCCGUUCUAGGGCCCGCGGCGGCCGCCUUCAACGGCCUCCCUAACGGCGGCGGCGCCGGAGACUCGCUGCCCGGGAGCCCGAGCCGCGGCCUGGGCCCCCCGAGCCCACCCGAGCCGCCGCGGGGCUCCGGUGGUGAGGCGGGCGCGUCACCGCCGGUGCGCCGGGUGCGGGUGGUGAAACAGGAGGCGGGCGGCCUGGGCAUCAGCAUCAAGGGCGGCCGCGAGAACCGGAUGCCGAUCCUCAUCUCCAAGAUCUUCCCGGGACUGGCGGCCGACCAGAGCCGGGCGCUGCGGCUGGGAGACGCCAUCCUGUCGGUGAACGGCACCGACCUACGCCAGGCCACCCACGACCAGGCGGUGCAGGCGCUGAAGCGCGCGGGCAAGGAGGUGCUGUUGGAAGUAAAGUUCAUCCGAGAAGUAACGCCAUAUAUCAAGAAGCCAUCAUUAGUAUCAGAUCUGCCAUGGGAAGGUGCAGCUCCCCAGUCACCAAGCUUUAGUGGCAGUGAGGACUCUGGUUCUCCAAAACACCAAAACAGCACCAAGGACAGGAAGGUCAUUCCUCUCAAAAUGUGCUUUGCUGCUAGAAACCUAAGCAUGCCGGAUCUGGAAAACAGAUUGAUAGAGCUACAUUCUCCUGAUAGCAGGAACACGUUGAUCCUACGCUGCAAGGAUACAGCCACAGCACACUCCUGGUUCGUAGCUAUCCACACCAACAUAAUGGCUCUCCUCCCACAGGUGUUGGCUGAACUCAAUGCCAUGCUUGGUGCAACCAGUACAGCGGGAGGCAGCAAGGAGGUCAAGCACAUUGCCUGGCUGGCAGAACAGGCAAAACUAGAUGGUGGAAGACAACAAUGGAGACCUGUCCUCAUGGCUGUGACUGAGAAGGAUUUGCUGCUUUAUGAUUGUAUGCCAUGGACAAGGGAUGCCUGGGCGUCACCAUGUCACAGCUACCCUCUUGUUGCCACAAGGUUGGUUCAUUCUGGUUCUGGAUGUCGAUCACCCUCUCUUGGAUCUGACCUUACGUUUGCUACCAGGACAGGCUCCCGGCAGGGUAUUGAGAUGCAUCUUUUCAGGGUGGAGACUCAUCGGGAUCUGUCGACCUGGACCAGGAUACUCGUUCAGGGUUGCCAUGCUGCUGCUGAGCUGAUCAAGGAAGUCUCUCUAGGCUGCACAUUAAAUGGCCAAGAGGUAAGACUCACUGUCCACUAUGAAAAUGGAUUCACCAUCUCCAGGGAAAAUGGAGGUUCCAGCAGCAUAUUGUACCGCUACCCCUUUGAAAGGCUGAAAAUGUCUGCUGAUGAUGGCAUCAGAAAUCUGUAUCUGGAUUUUGGUGGUCCUGAGGGAGAACUGACCAUGGAUCUGCACUCCUGUCCAAAGCCGAUUGUAUUUGUGUUGCACACAUUCUUGUCGGCAAAAGUCACUCGCAUGGGACUGCUUGUAUGAGCAGCAGCAAAAAAAAAAAAAAAAAAAAAAAAAAAUCGGUAAAGAGCCUUGAAUGUUGUAAGAAGUAUUUCCACCUCAAAAAAAAAAAAAAGCACAAAAAGAAAGCUCUUUGCUCUCUCCUCCAGCACAGUGCCUUGACAAGGACUUGCAAAUCACUGCUGAACUGUAACCAUGUUUAAAGAAGAGCCUACCUUUCACAAGCUACCUUGGCCAGAAAUCCUAGGACUCUAAUAAGCUCCAAAAUGAAGUUGUUGAUUUAUUGUCUAGUUUCCUAAUGUGGUUUCUAAGUAAUUAGGUUUAUUUCCCCUGUUAAGAAGGGUGGCUCAUUGAUUUUCUUUCUGGGCAUAAUCAAACAUCCAAGAGUUUUUUUUUUUCUUCUUCUUCCAGUAGGAUUUGUUUCAGGCUUAUCUUUGGCCUCUUGCUUAGGACAGUUAUCUCUUCCCAGGUGCUAGUUUGCAGCAGCCCGUGCUUCCUGGUCAUUCCAGAUAGGUUAUACACUUUGUUGGAGUUUACUGUCCUCACUCCUUCCACCCUAGGAAGUCCUUGAAUUGCAUCACCAAAGGGUUCUUCGUCUGUCCUCGCUCUCCUUGCAUCCCACCCUGGCCAUCACUUCCCACCACAUCACAAGCUUUGCCACUCAUAAGUGGCACUAACUCUUAAGAUUUAGAACUUGUGAAAUUUGAUUUGCCUUGCUCUCCACUUCCUUUCUAGUGGUAACUAAGUUGAAAAGCAAGUUGUAAACCACUGCUUUGAAAGAAAAGUUUUGCUUGUUUUAGGAUUUUCUGAUUUUAUCUUUGGUAGGAGCCAGGGGAUAAGAUUUCUUUUAAAGAAAAUCCUCAUUUUAGCCUAAGCCAUUUUUUAUUGCUUACCAAAUGUGCCUUUGGUUAGGGUUAGUGGAGCUCUAUUAGUCAUUAUUUGAAUAACUGGAUAUCACUGCCAUUCCAGGGACAUCAUCUGUCCUAGUUUUGAGGAAUAGGUUUUGAGGUGGGUUUCCUUAGUGUGGUAUCUUUUCUAGUUGGCAGAUCGCUUUGAGAAAGAUAAAUCCUGGAAAGCCAGCUUGUUUAGAGUACACUUUGUCAGUGAAGCCAGCUCUUUAGCACAAACAUUGUGUCAGUGGCUUUGGGCUGUGUGCGCCCGUGCAGGAUCCUGGUCCUGGCCCUCUCCCUGUGUGGCAGCACCGUGGCACGCGUCAGCAGCUGCUAAUUCAGUGCUCAGCGAUGCAUCCUGCAAUGGGCAGGGUGCUGAGACCAUGGAACGGCUGACCGGGGCUUUGCUAAGCAUUGCCAGAUGUCAUCAUUAGGACAUAGCAGCAGUAAGAUUGCUGAUGUUGUGGCAUUGGAGAAUCACACUUAGCUUCUUUUUCCUAAUUAUGAAGAAACAUCUGAAAAUAUUUAAAAUAGUAUAAUAGCUGUAUAAAAUGUCAGUGUUAGCAUAGUCCCCAGACCUGAAAGAAAAGGUAAUAUUGACUUGGAUGUUCUCUGUGCUCUCUGAAGAAAGAUCUAGGAGUGAUAGUUCUCAUUUACUAGAUUUAACAGUAAUGCUGUAAGAGGAUAUGAGCACUAUGGAAGUGGAGGAGCAGUCCAAAGACUGAAAACAAAAACAAAACCCCACAAAUAUACUACAUGCAAAACAAGAGCUAUUUGGUUUAAGUGGAAACCAACGGAUAGGUGGGGCAUGAGAAAGAGCAGACCCACGAGCAGAGAGAAUUCUAGCGAGACAUCGUUACCUCGUUGUCUUCUUCCCUCUGCCCAUAAAUCAGUUCUUCCCCCAGCUAUAGUUCCCAAAAUGAGUUAUCUGAUCUACUUAAAACCAGAAAUUGAAAUCUCUACUAGAAUUGUCUUUCAAGAGCUUUUUUUAUGUUUUGAAAAUUCAUAAACCUAAGUUUGGAUACGUUUGCAAGUCAGGGAAGAAAGAAAGUAUCUUGAAGAUCUGGAAGCAGAAUUUCAACACAUAAUGCCCUCAGGUAAGGGAGGUUAGACACUCUUUGCAGUGAGAGUAUUAUUAAUCUGAGGAGUUGAAUGAUGCAGUCACAGACUUUUGCAGCAAAGCCAUUUGGCUGAGGUUUUCUGUUAGUGUGAAAGGUUAAGCCAAUGAAAAUAUUUUUAGGGGAAACUUCUGAGCCACCCUGCUCAUUCAUUACAUGAAAAAGAUCUGUUAAAAAGGUGUGAUUAAAAUUUGGGCAGAAGAGGUAAGGCAUUGUGUGCAUUUCAGCUCAUUUUGCUCAAGCUUAAACUGUCAUAGCACCAAGGUCCAUAGCGUUUCUAAUAUCUCUUGAGUCUGGACGGGAAGUGAAGGUAUAUGGGGGAGUUUCCUUUGACCACCAGCGCCCCCAAGAGCACGAGCCCUUACGCUGCUUGUUUAACAUCACAGCUUUCUAAUCAUGGGUGAUCAGGUUGUUCUUCAAGCAAAUGUUUGUGGGAUUUUCACACCACAGAUGAAGUACUAGAUUUCUAUGAAUGGGACACCCUUGAUAAAUAGAUAUUUUGUAUUAAGAUGCCAAAAGGUGGCAAAUUAUUUUCAAAUGAUAACUGAAAAUGGGCAUUUUUGAUAUUUCACAUCUUUUCUAGAACAGCUGACUUUUCAUUUCUUUUUCAUUUUGAAUUAGGAAAAUUAUUGAGAAUGUGGUAGGCUUCCACAUGUCGAAUGAAAAGAAACCGCAGAUGGUGUCCCCCCAUUACAAUGGCCACUUCCUGCGCCCUCUGGACCUAGGGCUUAGAUGUCUUCUCCACAUUCCACACAUGCCUAUGAGCAGCAAACUGGUGUGUGAAAAUUCUUCCUCCCUGUUUCCUAAAACUUCUCCUCUUCCUCUGCAAAAAAAAAGAAAAAAAAAAAAAGAGGAACAAAGGAGAAAAGGCUCAGUUACUCUUUUUCUGAAAAAGGUGAGUCCUUCCCUGAAGUCAUCAGACAAACCUUACCUAGAAAUUAGUAUCUGAUAUUUUAUAUGAAGAAAUACUUUAAUGUAUGUUUAUACGGUAUUUAUUAGGUAGUUGUAACUGUAAACUCACCUACCUAGUAGAGUUUCAGAUUAAAUAUCGGGACAUGUACAGGAGUCAAAAAUAUUACUUUAAAUGUCAUUCACCUGUUUUAAAGCCAUGUGUUAGCACUUUUUAGGCUUGGUGAUAUCUUAUAGUGCCUGUUUUUAUCAUCUGUACUCUCAACUUUGUUAUUGAAAAUUAUUGCAUGGCAGGAGAGAUUGAAUUAUUUAUUUCUUAUAUUUUUAUAUGUGGAAAAAUCUCUCUAACCAAAAAUGAUUAAAGUUGUUACUGAUUGUUUUCUUAAUUUAUCCUCCCAAACAAUAUGGUAACAAAGCUUUUUUCAUCUGAUUAAAUGCACUUAGCUAAUAAACCAAAAUUUAUUAUUUUCUUUUUUUCAAAGUUUAUUCUAUAAAAAAAAUAAUUAAGCUGUGUGGAAUCUGGACAAGAUUAUGUUUCUCCCCAGAAAAAACACAUUUCACUGUAAGUGGUUUUGAUGGACAAGUGUGACCACUUUUGAGAAAAGGUUAUAAUGGAUUUUUUUUUAAUUUUGUGAGAAUCUCCAGGUCUUCUUGUUUAAUCUAUAUACAUAUGGAUAAAUUUAUAUGUUUUCAAAAACAUGGAAGAAUCUCCAUAUUUUAAAUGCAAAUUAUCUUGCAAGCUGCUAUGCAAAAUCUAUUAAAAGCCCUACCUAGUUAAAGAGUUGAACAUUUUUGAAGCUUUCAGGGAAGACCUGCAGACUUGAGCACUUUCUCUGCUUUUUUGUAUCUUAGACACUUAUGCAAAUUAUGUUCUUAUUAUUUUCACUGGUUAUAAGCUAUUGAUUGUACAUAAUAUUUAAGCCAUCCAAAUAUCCAGCAUACAUUUCCGUGUCGCUGCCAUCCAUCAUUGACGCCAUGAAUGAAAUGGCUGGUUAGAAAACCAAAGGUCGUCUUUUUUUUCAAUCCCCAAUGAAGAAGUAAAAUGCCAGAUCUCUUUGGUCUCAAAGCAUAUUGAGAUCUGCAUACCUAUGUAAGGAAAGAGACUUAUUUGGGAUUCUGCUUAAAGUUGAAUGUGACUAUAGUCAUAUUCAUUCAUUUUGUAUAACUCUAUCAGGUGUAUUAUGUGCCAGGUGGUAUUAUAUCUCACCUUGAGAUUGGAAAUCUCUUUCAUUUAUAUUUUAAUUGUUAUUGUAGCUUUUUUUUCUCCUUUAGAUGAAAGUAGAGGAAUCUGCCAUCUUCUACCAUUCUCUUUGUGUUCCUAUCUUAAUUGCUUGCUAAUCUAGAAUUAUUUUGACUUUCUACACGUUCUUUAAAAUUGACAGCAGCAGUUCCCCACCCCCCACCACCACCUUUUUAAGCUCUUUCACUGUGCUGGGCAUAGAGACACUCAAUAAAUGUAUGAUGAUAGACAAUUCUUAAAUAAUUAUGUUGCAUAUCAAAACUAUGUGUUUUUGAUCAAUAUAGCUAUUCCUAUAGUAUAAUGAUAUUAAGUGAAAUUUAUUUUACACUAGUAAUAGACUACUUAAGUGGCUUAUUUGAAACCCUUUCUCUAAAGAACACACACACACAUCUAGCAGAUAAUUUCAAGUUAAGGUAAUUUCAAGUUAAGGUAAGGUACAAUAAAUAGACACAUAGAACACAUCUAUCUUCUUAUCUCUUUUCAGCACUAGCUAAACUGCCAACUGGAAGAAUGGUUAUGUAUUAACUCAAAAAAAUAUUUCAACAAGAUUUCUUCUUUUAUAAACUUGAUAAACUUGAGCUUAAUCUCUUGUCACCUCUUACUCUUCCUUUCCACUUCAGGUGACUGAACCAAAGUAUAUUCUGGUUUUAAAAGUCAAUCAACAUUUGAUGUAAUGCAUAAAUAUGCCAUUUGCAAGUGAUUGCUUUCUCUCCAUUAGCCUGUAUUCAACAAAAGUCUACCAUACAAACUGUAAUCCUUAAAUUGCCACAAAAUAGACUGGUUGAAACUAAAAGGAUAUAACAGAAAUGAUACUUCAUUUUAACGUAAGGUUAGGUAUUCUGGUAGAUUUCUAACUUCUGAGUCCUGUAAGUACUUUACUCAGUUUUGUAAUAGUCUUAUUUCCAUGCCAUUGACACAAAUGCAAGUUUUUGAGUCCCUUUCGCCCAGUCACAUAUACAUCCUGGGAACCCAAUUGUUUUAUCACCUCUUCCAAAGUGAUAGAAGUCUCUUACAAAUAGACAAAAGGUUCUCUGGGGCCCUACAGAAAUUUUUGAAACUGCAAGCCUAGUUAAUGGUACAUUAACUCAUGUAUUCUUUCAUCUAAUAAGCAUUUAUCAAUGUACAGUUCUUCACAGGCACUCUGAAGGGUCCAAAAGAAAGUUUCUGCCCUCAAGUAGCACAUAAUCCAUUAUUUCUCGGGUGCACCAUGCCAUCUGUUUAUCAAUCAGAAGUUAAGUAACUAACCACUUCAUAUUUUUACCAAAGUACAUCUGCAGUUCUGCCCAUCUGGCAAACUGGAAAAUAUUUAAAAGGAUGUUCAAUCUUUGGUCCGUGCCAGCAUGAAAGAACUCUAAGCACAUUUAAGUGGGUUGGUCUUUUCAUCAUGCAUAAUUUUUUUAAUGUAAAAUCAGACUUUAGUUGGGAAGAACAGUGUAGAAUAUCCUAUAGGAUAGAUCACAACAACAACAAAAAUUAAGCUCUACUGCCCAAAGUGGAAAGUCUUUUUAAAGAAAUGCUUCUUUUAACUAUAAACAGCAAAGAUAAAUGUUAUAUUUCAUCUACCCCCUCUCUAGAUUGUGCUGACCCAUUCAUUUCCACAUUUACAGACUUUAAACAUCUCAUUUGCUGUAAGUCCAUACACAUGGUAGAUGCACUGUUUCUCCAUCUGAGAGAUUAAAACUCAGCAAAAUUCCACUUACUCUAGAAUACUCGGGCAUUGAAACUGAGUAGAAAGGGCACCUAAAAAAACUAGAGAGUUUUCCAAAGUUUUCAUUCAGUAACAAUCCCUUUAUAUCCAGCAUGCCUUCCAUCUGUCACUGGAGUCAGCCUCUCAGGCACAUCCUUUGUCCUGCCCAGAAAGUAUCUGAGCUGUCAGUGUUUGGAAUAGCAUGGGGAACGCAGUUUCCUGGGCUCCUUCCCCUUUGCUUUCAGUGUCCUGGAGUUGCACACACAUUAGGUCAUGCCUUCAUUAUCUGUCUUUAAACCAACCCUUUGACAAUAGGUGCUAAUGAUUAUGUAUGAUUGUAACCAGCACAUAAGUAUUGUCACGUGUCUGUUCCUCCCAGGUUGGAAGACGUACUUUUGUUCUAUUUCAGUCCUGUUCAAGUGGGUGUCAGUUACAAUUUUUCACCUCAGUUUUGUGAAUUAAUAGAAUUUGAAGGAGAGGAAAUGAUUUAAACUCAGUUUUGGGUUUGGCACAAUCAUCGAUCUUUCUGAUACUCUUCACACCUUAAAGCAAAUCUGCCCUGUCAUAAGAACCAACUUCAGAUUGUUUUUCUCUAAGUUAGGACUCAGUGUUAUGUUUACAGCCUGUUAGAUGGGUUCCGUAAGAUAGGACCUCGGUGCCCAAAGAAUCUGUUUCCCUUUUGGUACCCAACCCAGGGUCUUUUAGAAGAUAAUGUGGCAAACCACUACCCAGAAAGGCCUGUUUUGGCUAAUCUGUGCAAACUUUGAUUAUACCUGCUUGUAUGUAUUGUGUCCUACGCAACUUUCAUUUUUAUUGUAUUAAGACUUAGAAUACGGCUUAUACAAAGGAUUAAAAGUAUGUGAUAUCCUGGUUUUUUCUUCUUUCUAGACCCCUGUAUUUAAACAAGGCUUCUUUUUAAGUGUUGUUUAAAAUCUAAGUCUCAAAUCUUCUGGCAUCACCAGACUACCAAAUCAAAACCCAUGGCAUAAAACAGGGCAGUAUUUGUGUUCUUAAUAAUAAAAAAGCUUUAAGUAUUAAGUAUAAUGCAUAGACAACACUUUCCCUUGAGUUGCACAUCAACAUAUAGCAUUGUACAUUACAAUGAAAAUUUGUAACUUAAGGGUAUUAUAUAUAUAAAUACAUACAUACCUUUGUAACCUUUAUACUGUAAAUAAAAGAAUUGCUU
This is a messenger RNA of Vicugna pacos (alpaca), 8680 nucleotides long. It is a transcript of the gene SNTB2, whose product is annotated as syntrophin beta 2. Gene Ontology annotation, molecular function: structural molecule activity; protein binding. Lineage: Eukaryota; Metazoa; Chordata; Mammalia; Artiodactyla; Camelidae. Gene Ontology annotation, cellular component: intracellular anatomical structure; synapse; dystrophin-associated glycoprotein complex. The record is from RefSeq and is a predicted model, not a curated record.